CACGCGUACACGUGCGGGAUGUGCGGCUCCCCACCAUGAGCACCGCCCGAGGUCCGCCCAUUCCUCCGCUCCGUUUCAUCGUCGUGUCUCACGGAGGAAUCCGUGAAUCAUCCCUCCCUUCAUCAUUGUCGCCUUCUUCUUGUUCUUCGUCUUUUGUCUGCUUUCUUCUGAUCCACCGGCGCGACCGCGUCCUCCGGUUUUGUAUGAUCGUCAGAAGGCGGUUCACUGCGAUUUCGUCUUCAACUGGCAUCAUUCUUUCCUAGGUGAUAUUUUUUUUUGGUGUCUUCUAGGAGAAUUGUGCUUGGUGGGUUGUCAUCGGUUGCGGUUUGGUUAUUGAUUAGUAGAUGUUGGUGGAAGCGAGGGGGCUUCGCAGAUUUUGUUCUCUUCUUGGAGGAGUUAUCAAUGUCGUUUGAGUGUAGAAAUUUAGCAGUUUCUGAACGAAUAUAUUUUUUGCAUUUUGGGUAGAAGUUACGUAGAUGGUGCUUAUUUCGUUUUUGUUGGAGCGCAAUCUUUGUUAGUUGGAAAGUUUUUGUUUCAGGGGCGACUUUGACGAACAUAGCGUUUCCAAAUUUCGCUGUGGAAGGAAACCUUUUUGGGGGUUAGUGAAAUUGAUGGUCUUUAAAAGGUGGUGGCGGUUUCGUUUCUAUCUUACAUUUACAGAGGAAAGGUGUAUCUUCUCUUACUUUUCUUGUUUUCAUGGUGGUCUCUUGAGUGUUUUAGUGAAUUAAACAUUCUUGGAUAAUAGUUGCUUGGUCCUCAAAAAGAGAUAUUUUUCCACGUUAAACGAUAGUGAACGUGAUUGCUCUGAGGUUUCAGUGGAUUUCAUCGUUGUGUUUACUGAGCAGCUGGUUGUGAGUUUAUUCUAUUCUAGAAAACCUGCUCCUCCCCGGUCUUUUGGUGAGGCUUUAAGAAGUCACAGUUUAAAAUGGGAGGGCCACCCCCAGGAGCUAGGUUGCUCAAUGAUGUGACAAACUCAAGAUGGAGCCUGAGCACCUAUCGGACCCUUGUCCUGAUACUCACUUUUAUCGCUUACGCCUGCUAUCAUGCUUCAAGAAAACCUACCAGUAUUGUGAAGAGUGUUCUGGAUCCUCAGCCCCUUUUAGAUGGUGGUAGCCAGAGCUUCCAUACACGUGAUGACCAAUUUGUGCCAUGGCCGGCAGGCCCAAUCUUUGUCAGAAGAAAAGGCCUGGUUGGUAAUUUCACCUCUGCUGCUGAUAAAAGUGCAGGGUCCCGUGGGCUUCAGACUGAUGGUUGGGCACCGUUCAAUGGAGAAGAUGGGACAGCAAAACUGGGAGAAAUUGACCUUGCUUUUCUUCUGUUCUACUCAACGGGAAUGUAUGUUGCUGGGCACCUUGGGGACACACUGGAUCUUCGGCUGUUUUUGGCCAUUGGAAUGGUUGGAAGUGGGGUGUUUGUGGGACUCUUUGGGAUGGGGUAUUUUUGGAAUGUUCACAGUUUUCUGUAUUACAUAUUAAUGCAAAUGGCUGCUGGAUUGUUCCAAGCAACUGGUUGGCCUUCUGUAGUUGCUGUUGUCGGCAACUGGUUUGGCAAAAGGAAGAGAGGUCUGAUCAUGGGUGUUUGGAAUGCUCAUACAUCAGUUGGAAAUAUUACCGGUUCUCUUCUUGCUGCUUGUGUUUUACAGUAUGGAUGGGGUUGGUCCUUUAUACUGCCUGGCGCAUUGAUCUUUUGUGGUGGCAUUAUUGUUUAUUUAUUUUUAGCUGCCUAUCCUGAGGACGUUGGGCUUGCUUGCCCUCACUUAUGCAACUCCGAGAAUGAGAGGGAAAUAUAUGCUAAAGAUUUGGAAGGGCAGAUGCAUGCUCCAGCUGUGAAGAAGGGUAAGGCUGAUCCUGAAGCUAAGGAAAAAAAAGCUUCUGCAAGUAGAAGCAGCGCCGUGGGGAUCUUGGAAGCAUGCUUUAUUCCGGGAGUAAUUCCUUUUGCCAUGUGUCUGUUUUUCUCAAAGCUCGUGGCCUACACAUUCCUCUAUUGGUUACCAUUUUAUUUGAGUCAAACUGCCAUUGGUGGAGAAUACAUGUCAGUGAAGUCUGCAGGGAACCUCUCAGCACUGUUCGAUGUUGGUGGAAUCAUGGGUGGGAUUCUUGCUGGCCAUAUAUCCGAUAGGCUUAGGGCCAGGGCUAUUACUGCAGCCAGCUUUAUGUACCUGGCCAUCCCUUCACUUCUUUUAUACCGAGCCUAUGGUGAUGUCUCAAGGUUCUUGAACAUAGUACUCAUGAUGAUUGCUGGGUUGUUUGUCAAUGGGCCUUAUGCUCUCAUCACUACUGCUGUUUCAGCGGAUCUUGGUACUCAUAGUUCUCUUAAGGGCAAUUCUCGUGCUCUUGCAACAGUAACCGCCAUAAUCGAUGGUACUGGAUCGGUUGGGGCUGCAUUUGGUCCUCUUCUUACUGGGUUUCUCUCACGAAAAGGAUGGAAUGCAGUUUUCUCAAUGCUCAGUUUUGGGGCCCUUGUUGCUGGCCUUCUCUUGUCCCGUUUAGUUAUGACAGAAAUUACAGAGAUCUAUGGAAAGUCAGGGCACGAUGAAAACUUAAACCAGCAAGGAAAUCAAGGUUCUGCAUCUGAACCUUUAUUGAGGGAGCAGAGGUGAGCCAGAAUGGUCUCGGAUUAGCUAAACAAUCGCAGGCCCGCGAUGAAGAUAUGUGAGCAGCAAUACAGGCAUAAUCUCCAUGGUGUAAGGACUUUAGGAUGCCCACUUUUGGACAUUGCUGGUUCUUGUCUGUAUUUUUGGUCAUUCAGGGUGGGAAACAUAGCUUUAAUGUCUGUCUAGGAUGUUCCUUCUUUAUCUCCAAAUGAAGCCUCUCGGAAUAGUUUCAGGACUUCCUCUUUCCCUUUACUUAAAUGGUUAAGGCAAAUAAAAAAGAAAUGGAUAUGAAUUCUGCCACAGCGAACCGACUGCUAUUAAUGAAGUGGCAUCAACCAUGCAUGACAACUGCUGGUAUUGAGGAGAGAGGAACAUGAAAUUGUUCAGACCAUAAAUGUAAUAAGCUCUCAUGAGGCGCUUUGUUGUUCAAGAAGAUGUAUCUUAUUUUA
Messenger RNA from Nymphaea colorata (pocket water lily), 3042 nucleotides. RefSeq names its product putative glycerol-3-phosphate transporter 4. Gene Ontology annotation, molecular function: transmembrane transporter activity. The transcript has 3 exons. The record is from RefSeq and is a predicted model, not a curated record. Bases 926 to 2599 code for a protein of 557 amino acids. NCBI's taxonomy places the organism in Eukaryota, Viridiplantae, Streptophyta, Magnoliopsida, Nymphaeales, Nymphaeaceae. Gene Ontology annotation, biological process: phosphate ion homeostasis; transmembrane transport. Gene Ontology annotation, cellular component: membrane.